AAAAUAAUAAGAAGAAUAUUAAAAAUAAAUAAAUAAAUAAAUAAAUGUUGGCAGCUCAAUCCCAACUCUCCGGCCAUGAGCUGAUCCGAGCUCCUCCGAAAAGCAGCAGCCGCAGACCACUCCAGCCCAAGAAUAUUAAUCAAUCUGAAACCAAAGCCGCCACCACCACCACUUCCAAUCUGAAACCUAAGCCACACCACCCUCCACAUCAUAUCUCUAACAAAGAAAAUGUCCCUCACAUUUACACCACCACCACCACCACACUAGUUAAAAAACAAUCUCCUCCUCCGAUUCAACCACCCUUCGACGCCUCUCUGGCGGAUGAACUGUCAGCCAUUCGCGAAAAGCUCGAGAGGCAGAGGAUUGACAGAGACAAGAACGAGAGGCUGUUAAAGGAGAGGGGUUUGAUGCUCGAUCUGCAUUUGAAGGAGAUUCUUCACAGAGGUGAGCUUCAGAAACAGCUCGAGAUCGAGGUUGAUCGCCUCUACCGACUCAAGGAGAUCAAAUUAGCUUGCAUGAGGAUAUCUGGGAUUCGAUCUUUGAGAGAUAAGGAACAAGAGAAGAAGAUGAAUCAUCAUCAUUUAAACAAGCCUCAUAUCAAAACCGAUCAACAGAAAGACGAAACGCCAUUGCACACUCCGAAGAAGUGAAGUUGUCAGUAAAUAAAUCAUAUUUUUCAUCGCCAUUUCUGUUUGAUUUCCCUCUCUCCGGGAAUACGAACGAGUGGGAAUUUUGCGCCCGAGUUUUUUUUUUUUUUUUUUUUUUGAAAAUGCAGCUUGUGGUAAUAUGAUGUGAUUAAACUUCCUCGUUUCGGUACUAUUCAAGUAAAUCAUUUCUUUCUUUUCUCUGGUGUAUUAUGUGUAAUGUAAAAGUCCGAAAUUGUUAUCU
Erythranthe guttata (spotted monkey flower) is the source of this 888-nucleotide messenger RNA. Its product is annotated as myelin transcription factor. The record is from RefSeq and is a predicted model, not a curated record. Lineage: Eukaryota; Viridiplantae; Streptophyta; Magnoliopsida; Lamiales; Phrymaceae.